UGAGACUUGGUUUAUUACAGAGGUCAUUCAUUCAUUCAUUGCAGAUGGCGACCAUCAACAUAACAUCCAUGAGUCAACGAUCCCGUGCCGACAGACAGACAGGCAGGCAGCCCCACACGCACCCAAGGCAGUCAGUAUCCAUAUAUAUCACUCUCUCCGUCACACGGCAUUCCGUCACUGUGUGUCCGAAUACACCGACCGCAUCACACACUCUUGUCUGCUGCCUCUCUGUCAGUUUGUUUGUCUCUCCACGUGUCACUCACUCUCUCCAUUGCCGCAUCUCUCGCGACAAAACAAAAAGAUUCCCCUUUCCGAACCGGUCGGUGUGGGCGCCCAGCCGGCCAUGAAUACAUAUAGCCGUAUGCACCGCCACCGGCCAAAAAGGCGAAAAAAAAAGGGAAGCCAUCUCAUCACACACACGGAGCUAGGUCGUGGGCCAUGGCAGGACGACCAGCUGCUCGAUGGUACACAUAAAUACGCAGCAUGCAUAUGCUCUCGCUCUCUGUGUUCAGUGCUUGUGCGUGGUAGCGAGCCACAGAAGAACGGGGCAGGCAGCCAAAUCGACACAGACAGCCAGUUAGUUAGUUACACGCGCACUCAGGCGGCCACUCUUUCGGCAACACAGACGGACAGACAGACAGACAGCGGCAUUCCAUUCAUUCAAACCGACAUGCACAGCAGAUUGCAUUCAUGCCAUGAAUGGAGUGGGUGUUUCUGUGUGCUGGUAUGGUAUAUUCGUCUGUCUCUGUCUCUCUCACUUCCACUCAGUCAGUCAGCCAUCCAGCCACUCGUACGCACACCCGACACCAAUCAGCCAAGGGGCGGCCAAAAAGACGUCCCAAUUCGUUAGUUAGUUAGUUAAUUCUGCCCUCCUCGUGUACCCUUGCUCGAGGAGAGAGUGGCAGACACAACCGCCAUUAAAUGCGAUGCUCGAUAUCGCAGCACAACAGACGGGACAGGCCGAUCCUAUUGCACACACACAGAGGCAGUCAGUUGACUAAGGGAGAGGGAGAGGGAGAAAUGUGGUUAAGAUAUAGGAAGAUGUGCUUGUUGUGUUCGGUGCGCUUAUGCGUGGGAGUGAGAGCCUCGCUUGCUGACGAAGAAAAAGCCUCGCUCAGACCAGACUAUCCUCAUCUGACAUUCCAUGCAGCAUCCAUCCAGCAGCCAGCCCAGGCACAACACAUCUGGGUCGGUCAAUCUAUGGCAGCCCCUCAGCCAGGCCAUCCAUCCAUCCAUCCAUCCCCCAGCCAGUCCCCGUGUGUUGGCCUGUCUGUCUUCACUCUUGGUAGGUGGCCUUGGCAGCCGCCCCCCACAGGAUCGCCCCCAUCAGCCCGUCGCCGUAUCCGGCGCGCACCGCGGCAAUGCCCGUAGAGGCGCAGGGCAGCAGCCGGGUCUCGCGCCACUCGUGGGUGAUGGCGCUGCCGAUCAUGACGGGCAGGUAUCCCAUGGACCGGUACUUGGCGUACUCGGCCGGCUCGACGGGUCCGGGCGGCGACGGGCAGAGGUUGACCAUCUCCAGCCCGUCGCCAGGCCGGCUGGAGAAGGCCUCGAGCUUGCGGGUGUGCGGGCCGCUCAUGACCCAGCCGAUGACCACGUGGCCGCCACACGCCAGGUGGGUGACGUAGAUGAGGGUGCUCUCGUCGAUACACGUCCCGCCCAGCCCGACGGUGGCUUCGGUAGUGCGGAAGAAGGCCUCGAAUGGCACCAUCUCGGGCGACACGACGGGAGGAGGGUCGUACGAUGUGCAGUUGGUGACCUGUGUGAAAAACGGGAUCAUGGCGCCUGGUGUGGCGGGUUGAAAAGGGUCAUACUCACCUUCUCGACAGGGUCAUCGGCAGGUGGCACAUGCACGGCGUCCAACGACUGAAGGCCAUCCCCAAAACGUCCUGAUGCGCACAGCCACACAGACAACCACACAUGGCUUCUUAGGUGGUGGGUGUGCUGUGUGUCGCAUAUGCGGGUGUACCAGUAGGUGUGGCGUCGGGCUUGAUCUCUGGCGACGAGUCGUCCUUCGUCGAGGCCGCAGACAGAGUGCUGAAGACAACGAAAGGAACAGACGCCAUGUGAGCCCAUCGAUGGGCACACCUCUCUUCCUGACAGUGCUUUGGCCGGGCGUACCUGACUUUGCGCUCGACUUUGCGCCACACCGUCCUCCCACGUCCACGGCGCUUCGUCAAAGAGCGUCCCUGAAGCAUGCAGUGUGUAACAGGCGAUAGGCACAGCAAUGCAUCGGGACGGGCAUGCAUGUCCUCUGGCAGCCCCGAGUCCGUCUCCUCCUCACCUUGGCAGUCAUCGCACUCACCAGCGGCAUCCCGUCAACAAUAAGGGCGAAACAGAAGCAAAACAGAAGAGAACGGUCGAGUGAAGGAACGUGAGUAGCUUCAGUGGGUCAAGAGUUAAGAGCCAGGCCUGAGAAACAGCCUCAACACGUUCCAAC
Vitrella brassicaformis is the source of this 2437-nucleotide messenger RNA. Lineage: Eukaryota; Vitrellaceae. The record is from the annotation of a GenBank genome assembly.